Messenger RNA from Lotus japonicus, 2672 nucleotides. Its product is annotated as receptor protein kinase-like protein ZAR1. NCBI's taxonomy places the organism in Eukaryota, Viridiplantae, Streptophyta, Magnoliopsida, Fabales, Fabaceae. The record is from RefSeq and is a predicted model, not a curated record. The coding region runs from base 172 to 2298 and encodes 708 amino acids. Gene Ontology annotation, biological process: protein phosphorylation. Gene Ontology annotation, molecular function: protein binding; ATP binding; protein kinase activity. The transcript has 2 exons.
CUUCCCCAACCUUUUUCAUUUCUUCUCUUACUAAACCUUCACUCUCUUCUCUUCUCUCUCUCUCACUCUCUCUCUCUCUCUCUCUCAUUGUCUUUCUUCUUUCUACCUUUCUAACUAGAGCCACCUUCAUUUUCCAUUGCACUCUGCUCCAACGGUCACUAACUUGGAGAGAUGCAUCCUCCUCUGGUUUUCUUCCUUUUUCUUCUCUGCACUUCUCUUGUUGCACCUGUGAGCUCUAUCAACCAUGAAGGCUCUGUGCUUUUAACACUGAAGCAGUCCAUCAUCACAGACCCACAAGGCUCUCUGAGUAACUGGAACUCUUCCGACAACACUCCAUGCUCAUGGAACGGAAUCACAUGCAUGGAUCAAACCGUUGUCGCCAUUACCAUCCCAAAGAGGAGCCUAUAUGGUUCUCUCCCCUCUGCUCUAGGAUCUCUCUCCCAGCUCCGCCAUGUCAACUUGAGGAACAACAAGCUAUUCGGAAGCUUGCCUGCUGAACUCUUUGAAGCUCAGGGACUGCAGAGUUUGGUGCUUUAUGGGAAUUCCUUAUCUGGGUCUGUUCCAAAUGAGAUUGGGAAGCUCAGGUACCUUCAAACUCUUGAUUUGUCACAAAAUUCCUUUAAUGGGUCUUUACCUUCUGCACUAGCUCAAUGCAAGAGGCUCAAAACUGUUGGUCUUAGUCAUAACAAUUUUACUGGUCCUCUGCCUGAUGGAUUUGGUGGGGGUUUGUCUUUGCUGGAAAAGCUAGACCUUUCUUUCAAUCAAUUUAGUGGUUCUAUUCCUAGUGAUAUGGGGAAGCUAUCAAGCUUGCAAGGGAAUGUUGAUUUGUCUCAUAAUCAUUUUAGUGGUUUAAUCCCAGCUAGCCUUGGUAAUCUUCCUGAGAAGGUCUAUAUUGAUCUUUCUUACAACAAUUUGAGUGGGCCAAUACCCCAAACUGGUGCAUUAAUGAAUAGAGGACCAACAGCUUUUAUUGGAAAUUCUGGUCUAUGUGGCCCCCCUUUGAAGAAUUUAUGUGCCUUGGAUACUCCUGGAUCACCUUCCUCUCUUCCUUUUUUACCUGACAGUAACCCACCUCAAGGUAGUAAUGACAAUGGGAAAAGUGAGAAAAGCAAAGGGCUGAGUAAGGGUGCUGUGGUUGGCAUUGUUGUGGGAGAUAUAAUUGGGAUUUGCCUUUUAGGUUUGCUUUUCUCUUACUUCUACUCAAGGGUUUGUGGUUUUAAUCAGGAUCUAGAUGAAAAUGGUUUUGACAAAGGAGGGAAAGAGAGAAGGGAGUGCUUAUGCUUCAGAAAGGAUGAAUCUGAGUCCCCAUCUGAUCAUGCUGAGCAAUAUGACCUUGUUCCAUUAGAUGCUCAAGUAGCCUUUGAUUUGGAUGAGCUUCUUAAGGCUUCAGCUUUUGUUCUUGGAAAGAGUGGAAUAGGGAUUGUCUACAAAGUGGUACUUGAAGAUGGGCUUACCUUGGCUGUGAGAAGAUUGGGAGAGGGAGGUGCUCAAAGGUUUAAAGAGUUCCAAACAGAAGUUGAAGCAAUAGGGAAGUUAAGGCAUCCAAAUGUUGUUACUCUGAGGGCCUAUUACUGGUCAGUUGAUGAGAAGCUUCUCAUCUAUGAUUAUAUCUCCAAUGGAAGCCUUGCUACAGCAAUUCAUGGGAAGGCUGGACUUGUCGCAUUUACACCACUAUCUUGGUCCGAUCGAAUGAAAAUCAUAAAAGGAAUCGCGAAAGGAUUGGUCUACCUGCAUGAGUUUAGUCCCAAAAAGUAUGUUCAUGGAGACCUGAAACCAAGUAACAUACUACUAGGCCAUAGCAUGGAACCCCACAUUUCUGAUUUUGGUCUUGGACGCCUUGCGAAUAUUGCUGGAGGGACUCCAACCUUGCAAUCCAGCCGAGUUGCUGCGGAGAAACCCCGAGAAAGACAAAAGAGCUUAUCCACAGAAGUAGCAGCUAACAUUUUGGGGAACGGUUAUCAGGCUCCAGAAGCACUGAAAAUGGUGAAGCCAUCACAGAAGUGGGAUGUUUAUUCUUAUGGUGUAAUUUUGCUUGAAAUGAUCACAGGAAGAUUGCCAAUUGUCCAAGUGGGAAACUCAGAAAUGGACCUUGUUCAGUGGAUUCAGUUCUGCAUUGAUGAGAAGGAGCCACUCUCAGAUGUCCUAGAUCCCUUUUUAGCUGAAGAUGCAGAAAAGGAAGAGGAGAUUAUUGCAGUUUUGAAGAUUGCACUUGCUUGUGUCCAUAGCAGCCCUGAAAAGAGACCCAUGAUGAGGCAUGUCCUUGAUGCUUUAGAUAGAUUGUCCAUAUCCUCUGAUUGAGAAGCUUCAAGAAGCUUUGAAUUGUGAAUUCAGUUCAUUUUGUGAGGCUUUUAGUCUUUGUUACUGUUGUGAAUCCUUGUUGCAUUGAAGGACUGAGAGAGUAAACGAAGAAAUGUGUUUGAAGCAAAGGAAUCACUCAUUGGAAUCUCCAAUCUCCUCAUGGUUAUUUGCCAGUACAGAGAACUAAAUUGUGUUGGUGUUGGUAUGCUACAUUGCAUACUUGAAAGUUGAAAGACUCUUCAAUUUUAUUUUAUUUUUCAUUUUAGUUUGCUGAUAUUUAUGUAUUAAAAUAAUAUUUUGAAGAAUGUCUUCAUCUUCUUAAUUUUUUUACUUUUAUUAUCAAUUUUAAUCUUGAGACAACAUUGUCUGGGUUU